GCCAACACACACCACUCAAAAGUCUUUCUUACAAUCAAUCAUCGAUAAUCUUUUUCCCAUCCUUCAAUCCCCAAUUUGGCUUUCCACACGCACACCAACUCCCUCAAUUCCUUCCAAUCCAUUAUUUUCCCAUUUUUUGAUCCUUUCUCUGAUUCUAUUUCCCUCCCCAAUCCCUCAAUCUUCGCUGCCUUGUCUCGCAUUUCUUUUAUUCUUCAUCUCCUUACUUGUCGCCUCUUUUUCUUUCUUCUUUUUCUUCCUUUUUUUUUGAUCUUUUCUGGUUGCUGGUUUUAGUUUUCUACAAUAAUUCAGCGCAGCAGAGAAGUUCAAUCGGUUGCUCCUGCUCGGUUGUUUUAGGGUUUUGAUCAAUGAGGGAUCGACAGUUCGGGUGUUAGGGUUUCUGUAUGUUCGAGCAUGUAGUUCGGCGAAAGAAGGGGAUUUGUCGAUUUUCGAUUAAUCUAUUGUGUUUUUCUGCUGAUUUAUUGGAUUUGUUGAGGUUUCCGAAAUUCGUUGGGUUGUUUUUGGACUUAGUUAGCGUGCUUGUUGCUGCCUGGGUUUUGGGUUAAUUUUUCACCCCUAAUUAAGGUUGAGAUUUGCCGAUUUUUAUUUGUUUAUUUAUUUAUUGUUAGUUCUUGGGAGGGAGAUUAAGGGGUGGGUGAAUCUUGGAAUUUGAGUUUUGUUGAAUUGAAGUGAUUUCCAUGGACCGUACUGUGGGGGGAAAGUACAAGCUUGGGAGGAAAAUUGGGUCUGGUUCAUUUGGUGAACUCUUUCUAGGUGUGAACAUACAAAAUGGUGAAGAAGUGGCCAUUAAGCUGGAAUCUGUGAAGACCAAGCACCCCCAGCUUCACUACGAGUCAAAGAUCUAUUUGUUUCUACAAGGAGGAACUGGCAUUCCUCACCUGAAAUGGUAUGGAGUUGAAGGGGAAUAUAAUGUUAUGGUGAUAGACCUUCUGGGCCCAAGUCUCGAAGAUCUCUUUAAUUAUUGUAACCGGAAGUUCUCGUUAAAGACAGUCUUAAUGCUUGCAGAUCAACUGAUUAAUAGAGUUGAAUACAUGCACUCAAGAGGAUUUCUGCACCGAGACAUAAAGCCUGACAAUUUUUUGAUGGGCCUGGGACGCAAAGCGAAUCAGGUUUACAUCAUUGACUUUGGUCUGGCCAAAAAGUAUAGGGAUCUUCAGACUCACAAGCACAUCCCAUAUAGGGAAAACAAGAAUCUUACCGGCACUGCUCGUUAUGCUAGUUGCAACACACACCUUGGAGUUGAGCAAGGCAGAAGGGAUGAUUUGGAAUCUCUCGGCUAUGUGCUAAUGUAUUUUUUAAGAGGAAGCUUGCCCUGGCAAGGACUUAAAGCUGGCACGAAAAAGCAAAAAUAUGACAGGAUAUGUGAGCAGAAAAUGUUAACGCCUAUAGAGGUUCUAUGCAAGUCAUAUCCAUCAGAGUUCAUAUCUUACUUUCGCUACACUCGAGCUUUAAGAUUUGAGGACAAGCCUGAUUAUUCUUAUUUAAAAAGGCUUUUCCGGGACUUGUUUAUUCGUCAAGGUUAUCAAUUUGACUAUGUUUUCGAUUGGACUAUAUUGAAGUAUCCACAGAUUGGUUCUAGUUCUAGACCGAGGAAUCCCUCCGGAAAUGCUGUUGCUGGGACCUCCGCUGAGAGACCGGGACGAAUAGCAGGGCACGACUCCCACGAUAGAUUCCCGGGUGCAAUCGAAGCUUUUUCUAGAAGAAACACCGCAACUUCUGGUCAGCACAACGAACAAUUUAAACACAGGACGUUAGAAGACCCUCCAUCGUCAUCCAAGGAUGUGCUGCCCGACUCAGAGAAGGGCCGCGCUUCUCGAAAUGGAGGCUCCUCAAAGCGCGCCGCCAUUUCGACCAGCCGACCGACCUCGUCCGGUGAGCCUUCCAAUGGACGUGCCGUCAGAUUGGUUUCGAGCACCGGCCGGUUCUCGACCGCCCAAAGAAGUCUACCCGGCGCCGACACUAAGCCUUCGCCUUUCUCUCGUACAGCAGGUAAAGGCACCCGUGAUGAUCCUCUGCGCACCUUCGAGUUCCUCUCGAUCAAGAAGUGACCACCACGAAUGAGAUCUUCCCGGCAACACCCGACGAUAUUUUUCAGUCAUGGUUUUGUGGAAAUCCACACGGUUUGUAUUGCAAAUGUGUAUGUAAUGGUAUGAUGUAUGCUAUGCUAUGCUAUGCUCUCAUCCAAGAUUUUGAUGAGCUGUUUGUGAUGUAGUUUUUCGAUUUUUAAUUUUUUUGUUGUUUCCCAACAAGACUGAGGCUUUUAGGUUUUUAAUAAAUGCCAAAUGUAUUCUGCCAUA
This is a messenger RNA of Andrographis paniculata, 2315 nucleotides long. RefSeq names its product casein kinase 1-like protein 9. Gene Ontology annotation, cellular component: nucleus; cytoplasm. Gene Ontology annotation, molecular function: ATP binding; protein serine/threonine kinase activity. Gene Ontology annotation, biological process: peptidyl-serine phosphorylation; endocytosis; signal transduction. The coding region runs from base 696 to 2066 and encodes 456 amino acids. The record is from RefSeq and is a predicted model, not a curated record. NCBI's taxonomy places the organism in Eukaryota, Viridiplantae, Streptophyta, Magnoliopsida, Lamiales, Acanthaceae. The transcript is spliced from 14 exons.